AUGCUCAUAAAAGCUGAUCUAAAUAUCGUUGAUGCGGAAGGACGAACCCCAUUGUCUUGGGCAUCAGAAAAAGGCUAUGAGGCAGUGGUAAGAUUGCUUCUUGGGACUGGAGCUGUUGAUCCAGACGUGAGAGACAGGGAUGGCUGGACGCCACUCCUAUGGGCAGCUAGUAAAGGGCACGAGGCAAUUGUGAAGCUCCUUCUGGAAACCCAAAAGGUUGAUCCAGACGCAAAUAAGGGAAGCGAAGACCCGAAAGGAACAAGGCGAACACCGUUGUUACUCGCCUCAGAAGGUGGCCAUGAGGCAGUAGUGAGGAGGCUGCUUGAUACCUACAAAGUAGACCUCAAUGCUCGUGAUGAGAGUGGAGGGACGCCGCUGAUGUGGGCUGUCAAGAACGGACAUACACAUGUGGUGAAUCUACUGCUCCUAACAGGAAAGGUUAACCCGAAUGCUUCAGAAGAGGGCGAAGUUGAGAAUGAAGGUGGGCGAACGCCACUCAUGUGGGCAGCGAAUACUCGGAACGAGGAGAUUGUCAAACUUCUCCUUGAAACCAAGAAAGUCAGUCCAGAUGCAAGAGACAAAUCCAGUCGAACUGCCAUUUCUCUGGCCGCAGAAAGCGGAGAUGUUAGAAUUGUGAAGCUACUCUUAGAUACCGGCAAAGCGGAGCCCGAUUUAUCUGAUAAGGACGGACGGACGCCGUUAAGGUUGGCAGCUGAGAGUGGCUUUGGGGAAGUCGUUCAAUUACUCCUUGACACGAAUAAGGUCGAUCCAAACUUGAAAGACAAACGUGGGCAAACACCACUAUUCUCAGCGGCAAAGAACGGACACGAGCAUAUUGUCAAAAUAUUGGUAGAAAGAAAUGAACUAAGUGUCCAGGACCUACAACGUCAGAUCCCAGUACGCUCCGAGCAUGAGCAUUUUCUCAAUAUCCAUGAUGAGGACUACUUCGACAAGCGUUGCCAGCAACUGUUUUCCCAUGUCCAACAGUGGGUUUUACGGUUUUCGAAAGCAUCGGAUAUGCGCACAUCGCGUCUCACGCAUGAGAUAAAUCAACAAGUUGCUGAUAACGUGGAGACUGUACUCGGCAGUCAACGUGAAUACAGCGAGGAAGAUCCUGAUAUUGAUGUGCCUGGUCGCCUAUUAUCCAGAAGCGAUGCCGAAAAGGUCAUUUUUAGACUGGAAAAUACCAUAUUGGACGGAUCUGAUGUAAAUGUCUAUCUUUCUGAUCGGGUGCGCCGUCGCGAUGUGUUUACCUCUCUGGUUACGACCAUGAUCUGGGAGUACAUAUUUACUCGCUAUUUAUUUGGUCUCGAUCGAGAGGUAAGGCAGAAGAUCAAGAAAUUGGAGCAACAACUGGUUGGACCUCCUGAGGCCAUUCGCAAAUGGCGUGCUACAACUCUGACAUUACUAUCGCAUCGUGACCAAGUCAAGAAACAGAGAGAUGAAGAUGCUGGGUAUGUUACUUACGAUAUAUUUCAAACUCUCUGCGCUGUUAUCCUACCCCCUAAAAAUAUCCAAGUACAACUUCAGUCGCAAUUAUACAAGGUGGUCGAAUACGCAGCGGACCUGGGUGUUGAAAUGCGGACGCAGAAAGCAGACUACAUGAUGCUCCCACCACUACAACCCGAAGUUAACCUAGAUGGCGACAUUGCCACGUUUGUCCAUUUUAACGCGUCCUUGAUGAAUGAAUGUGGCGAUAGAGCGGAGAUGAGUAACGAGGAGCUUGAGAAACAUGGGUCAACAGUUAGGAUCUAUCUAUUCCCGCUCGUCGUGAAGAGGGGAGGGGACGACGGUGUUGGCAACGACGAGAUUGUUGUCUUUCCAGCUCAGGUGUUGGUAGCUCCAAAGGACAUUGAAAAUGAGGAGGCGAUGCUGGUAGCAAUGGAUACUGAAAGGGGGCAAAGACCAGCAGUUUUACCAUCCACCGAAGCGGAAAAGUGGGUGCAGAGCAUCAAGACGAAGGUAAGGAAGAUUUUGAAAUCUUGA
Fusarium poae is the source of this 1986-nucleotide messenger RNA. RefSeq lists its product as uncharacterized. Lineage: Eukaryota; Fungi; Ascomycota; Sordariomycetes; Hypocreales; Nectriaceae. The coding region runs from base 1 to 1986 and encodes 661 amino acids. Gene Ontology annotation, molecular function: protein binding. The transcript has a single exon. The record is from RefSeq and is a predicted model, not a curated record.